Oryza brachyantha (malo sina) is the source of this 2702-nucleotide messenger RNA. Its product is annotated as 65-kDa microtubule-associated protein 6-like. The transcript has 11 exons. The record is from RefSeq and is a predicted model, not a curated record. The coding region runs from base 596 to 2422 and encodes 608 amino acids. Gene Ontology annotation, cellular component: spindle; cytoplasm. Gene Ontology annotation, biological process: microtubule cytoskeleton organization. Lineage: Eukaryota; Viridiplantae; Streptophyta; Magnoliopsida; Poales; Poaceae. Gene Ontology annotation, molecular function: microtubule binding.
GUGCUAAUGACAGAUUAAUUAGACUGAAAAAAUUCGUCCCACGAUCUCCAAGCGGAAUCUAAAAUUUAUUUUAUAAUUAGACUACGUUUAAUACUUCAAAUAUAUGACCGUAUGUAUCGAUGUGACCUUCCUUCCAAAAAUUUUUGGAAACUGAACACAACCUUAUAUAUAUAUAUAUAUACCGUCCCGUAGUCUAUCUUAAAAAAAUCGGCCAUAAACUCAUAAUAGACUCGUGUGUACUCUAUGGGACAGACACAAACCUGAACUCUGAAGGAAGCAUAACACGAAAACCCUGGACUUAUUAGCCAGGCUGCUGCUUCAUUCCCCUUUUAUUUUUCCCUUUCAUUUUUUUUAAAGCACUGGCCUACACGGAAUUAAUCAAGCAGACGGCCAUGGCUGGCUGGCCAGGCCUGCCUCGACAGUGACUGCAAGUGGGGCCCACCCCAUCGGAGUGAAUCCUCCGAGCUAUAUAUGCUUUUCCCUCCAACCAACACGUCUACCGCCCUUCUCCGCCGCGCGCCACCCGCUGCUGCUCUGCCGCCGCGCCGCUCUCGAAUCGGCUAAACCCUUCUCGGGUCAGAAGCACCACCCAGCCAUGGGAGAGGCCGCCGUGGAGCUGCUGUACGGCGUGCCGCUGCUUCCCCUGCAGGCGUCCGGCGCUGCCGAGGCCGCCGGCUGCGGCGCCCUGCUCGCCGAGCUCAAGCAACUGUGGGGGGAGAUCGGGAAGAGCAGGGAGGAGAGGGAGCGGACGGUGCGGGAGCUGGAGCUGGAGUGCAUGCGCGUGUACCGCCGCAAGGUCGACGAGGCCACCACCGAGCGGGCGCUGCUGCACCAGUCGCUCGCCGCCGGCGAGGCCGAGAUCGCCGCCCUCACCGCCGCCCUCGGCGCCGACAGCAGCCCGCAGCUCAAGGUGAACAAAUGGACCAUGUCACUGAACGAGCGGGUGUCAUCGGCGACAAACCUGCUGGAAGAGCUGAGGGCGAUGAGAGCAGAACGGAGCAAGCAGCUCACUGACAUCCGAUCAGAAAUCGACAAGAUAGCCACAGAGAUCUCAGGAAGGAGCUACGGCUAUGACAAUUCUCCGAGAGCCGGCGAGUUCGAUGACCAUGAUCUGACGAUCAGAAGGCUCAACGAGUACAGAGCACGCCUGUCCAGUCUCCAGAAAGAGAAGUCUGACCGGCUCCACAGGGUUCUUGAGCACGUCACCGAGGUGCACUCCCUGUGCGACGUGCUCGGCGAGGACUUCAUCGCCAUUGUCAACGAAGUCCACCCGGGGCUGCACGAGACGGCGGAUCCUGGCAAGCCCACCAGCUUCAGCGACAGCACGUUGGCCAGCCUCUCCCAGGUCGUGGCGAUGCUCACCUCGGAGAAGACCAAACGGGUGGCCAUGCUGCGAGAAGCCGUGUCGCCGCUGCUCGAGCUCUGGGACCUGAUGGACUCGCCGGAGGAGGAGCGGCGGAGCUUCAGGAAGGUGACGGCCGUUCUGAGGCCAGGGAGAGAGGAGGCUCUGUCCUCCGGCGUGUUGUCAGUGGCGACCAUCAAGAAGACAGAGGAGGAGGUCGAGAGGCUGACGAGGCUCAAGGCUGGCCGGAUGAAGGAGCUCGUGCUCAAGAGGAGGCUGGAGCUGGAGAACAUCUGCAGGAGCAUGCACGUCGAGCCUGACACCAGCACUGUGCCGGAGAAGUCCAUCGCAUUGAUUGAUUCUGGUCUUGUGAACCCUUCUGAGCUCAUGGCCAGCAUCGACGAGCAGAUUGCGAAGGCGAAGGAAGAGCAGCAGUCCAGGAAAGAAAUCAUGGACAAGAUCAACAAGUGGCUGAUGGCAUGUGAGGAGGAGAAAUGGCUUGAGGAGUAUAAUUUGGACGAGAACAGAUUCAAUACUGGAAGAAUAGCACGCCUGAACCUGAAACGCGCUGAAAAGGCAAGGCUUAUCAUCGCUAAGAUUCCAGCUAUGAUCGACAACUUGAUGAGUCGAACGCUAGUGUGGGAGAGUGAAAGAAACAAGCCUUUUCUGUACGACGGGUCUCGCUUGGUCGCCGUGUUGGAAGAGCACAAGCAAGCCAGGCUGAGACAGGAAGAGGAGAGGAGACGCCUGCGGGAGCAGAAGAAGCUGCGUACUCUGUUCAGCGAGAAAGAGACGAUGCCUCACCUGAAAAGGCCCGGCAGCAGCUUCGGCAGGUCAGCGGAGCCGUGCAGCAUGAGCCGGAAGAGGGUCGACGCGGCGCCGCCGUCGGUGCGCAGCAGCAGCGCUUCCAGCGGGAGCAGCGGCGGCAACGGGGCCGAUCUCUUCAGGCCACGUUCCUCGGCGGCCGGACCGGGCGCGGGGGCGGGGCGCUGCGGCGCGGCGCGGCGGCUCUCGGCGGCGGCGUUCAGCUACGUCGCCGUGCCCAAGGCCGGCGGCCUGUCGUCGUCCAUGCUGUCAUGAAGCACGUCGUAGCUAGGCGCGGCCCCCGUGUAGAUGAUAACACGAAACUAGCUGUCCUGAAACACACGCACCCUGCUGUUUUUUUUUCUUUUUUAGUUCUCUUUUGUACCGCGCGGAAGCUUCUAGAAGGAUCGUUCAUGACGACCGAUUUGAUUAUUGGUUACAGUCUUUCAGAAUGUUGUACAAAAAUCGGUGUAGUAUAUACGGUAUUAUGUAUUUAUGUUGUAUUCUAUUGGAAUUUGUUGGAGUUACGGAGAAAAGAGAUGGUUUUCACGCUGUC